AUGCUGCCAAGCUCUGUCUUCGUGUCGCUCGUUUGCUCCCUUGGGCAUGCCGCGGCGCUCAAUCUUGAAAUAAACAGCCAGGAGUCCAUCAGGUCCCUCGCACAGGUGCUCGCAAGCGGCGUUGUGUCAUUCUAUGAUGAAAUUUUGAAAAAGGACCUCAUCCCUGGUCUUUUCCCACCCCCUUACUAUUGGUGGGAGUCUGGUCUGGCUUUCAACGCCCUAAUCGACUACUACGGCCUUACCAAUAACUUCGCUUACAACGCUCGCAUCACGGAGGCCCUUCAGCACCAGCUUGGCGACUCCAAUGCUUUCAUGCCAGCCAACCAGACCAAAACACUAUGCAACGACGACCAGAGCACCUGGGGCCUGGCUUCCUUGUCCGCGUAUGAAACGCAGCUCCCGGCACCGCUAACUGUCGCUCGCUGGGACACUGGGAGCUGUGAUGGAGGCCUCAAGUGGCAGAUUUCUACUUUCAAGAAUGACUACCAUUACAAAAAUGCUUUCUCCAGCGGUCAACUCUUCCUUCUAGCUGCGCGCCUUGCCGAUCAUACUGGUAACGCGACGUACACAGAAUGGGCAAAUAAGGUCUACAACUGGACCACUGAGGUUGGUCUGGUUUCCGUUGAUUACCACGUGUACGACGGUACCAAUGACCAGACCAAUUGCUUGACCAUCAACCACAUUCAGUGGUCGAACAAUCACGCAAUAUACAUGGAAGGUGCUGCGCUGAUGUACAAAAUUUCAAAUGGGUCGGAAGCCUGGACCGCCACCGUCAAGGACCUAGUCAAUUCUUUUUCGGUCUUUACAGACGAAAAUGGCGCACUUCGUGAGGCUGCUUGUGAGGGUAAUGGACAGUGUAUCAUCGAUCAGCGAGCCUUCAAGGGUAUCGCGGCUCAUUCCUUCAGUCGCGCUGCGCAAGCAGCUCCUAUCAUCGCAGACUCGAUCUACAAGACGCUAAACGCCUCUGCUAAGGCCGCGGCAGCUAGCUGUGAGAGCAGUGGUGAUGAAGUUGCAUGCAACCUGUAUUGGUCAUCUAAAAAUGGCGAUUCACCGCGCACUGCCGCGGGCGGUAAGCUAAGCUAA
This is a messenger RNA of Didymella exigua CBS 183.55, 1083 nucleotides long. RefSeq names its product glycoside hydrolase family 76 protein. Gene Ontology annotation, biological process: carbohydrate catabolic process; fungal-type cell wall biogenesis. The record is from RefSeq and is a predicted model, not a curated record. The transcript is spliced from 4 exons. NCBI's taxonomy places the organism in Eukaryota, Fungi, Ascomycota, Dothideomycetes, Pleosporales, Didymellaceae. The coding region runs from base 1 to 1083 and encodes 360 amino acids. Gene Ontology annotation, molecular function: mannan endo-1,6-alpha-mannosidase activity.